This is a messenger RNA of Oldenlandia corymbosa var. corymbosa, 1562 nucleotides long. NCBI's taxonomy places the organism in Eukaryota, Viridiplantae, Streptophyta, Magnoliopsida, Gentianales, Rubiaceae. The record is from the annotation of a GenBank genome assembly.
AUGGCUUCAUUCUUAAAGUCCAAUAUUCUUAACUUAUUUGCACCAUCAUCAUCACCUAAUCAGCUUCCUAUGUAUCCCGGCGUGACGAAAUAUAACUUAAACGGUAGAAAAUCUCAAACCCUAGUUUGUGAUAUGCAUACCUUGAUAAGGUCACAAUCUUUCUUCCCAUUUUUCAUGCUGGUGGCAUACGAAGGCGGAAGCAUCUUUAGGGCUUUCUUGCUACUUUUAUCAUAUCCUAUUUUAUUGGUUUUGAGCAAUGAGCUCAAGCUAAAAGUUAUGAUCUUCAUCACAUUUUGUGGUCUUAGGUUGAACGACAUGCAAAAAGUUGAAAGGGCUGUUUUGCCUAAGUUCUAUCUAGAGAACUUAAAUCCUCAUGUUUAUGAGGUGUUUGCUUCCGUUGGCUCUAGACUAGUGCUUACAAGCGUGCCUAGGGUAAUGGUUGAUAGCUUUCUCAAGGAGUAUCUCAACGUGGACACCGUAAAAGGGACCGAGUUGCAAAUCCUUGGUCAAUUCUUCACUGGAUUCGUUUCAAGCUUAGGGUUGCUGGAGAAUAGAACAACUCUUAAGGAAUUAUGUGGAGAAAAUCUCCCUGAUAUUGGCAUUGGAAGUUUCAAUCUUGAAGAUGACUUGGACUUGAUCUCCCUUUGCAAGGAAGCUUAUGUAGUUGGCAAAGAAGAUCUCGAGAAAACAAUGCCAAGUUCAAAAUACCCAAAACCUCUAAUUUUCCACGACGGAAGGCUAGCGUUUCUCCCAACUCCUCUCGCAACCCUCAACAUGUUCCUAUGGCUCCCAUUUGGGUUAUUAUUAGCAAUUUUUAGGCUUUCAAUUGGUGCACUCAUGCCUUUCUUGCCAUGCAAAGUUGUCAUCAUGUUAUACACUUUGUCCGGGAUGGAAAUGGAUCUCAAUGUGAGUAACCUUUCAAGUAUUUCAAGGUCUUCUGGUAAAGGGAAAGGAGUUCUCUACGUGUGCAACCACAGGAACAAUGCUGAUCCCGCAUUCUUGAUCCUUGCAUUGAACAAUAAAAACAGACCUUUGACUUCAGUAGUUUAUGGUGUAAGUAAAAUUUUUCGGUUAAUAACGCCAUUGAGACUAGUGAAUUUAUCAAGGAAUGAUCGAACCAAGGAUGCGGAAAAAAUCCGGAAAAUAUUGAGCCAAGGUGAUUUGGUGAUGUUUCCAGAAGGUACCACUUGUAGAGAACCAUAUAUAUUGAGGUUUAGCUCAUUAUUUGCUGAAUUAACCGAUGAUAUCGUCCCGGUUGCUAUGAAUUUGGAAGUUGGAAUGUUUUAUGGGGCUACUGCUUCUGGGUUUUUCAAGGUAUUAGAUGGACUUUUCUUGGCUAUGAACCCUAGGAUUUAUUACAGUGUUCAUGUUCUUGAAAAGUUGCCCUUUCAAUCCACAGUUGGAGGUGGGAAAAGUAUACACGAGGUGGCUAAUGAUAUUCAGAAGAAAUUAGCUCAUGAGUUGGGUUUUGAAUGUACAACUCUUAGAAGGAAGGAUAAGUAUAUGAUCUUGGCUGGAAGUGAUGGUGUAGUCCCAUCCCACAGUGGUAAUCGAUCUUGAAG